AACCCUUCAUCGUACCUCUAACUAGUGGAUCAAUUCUGGGAUGAAAUUGGACGUUACCAAACAGUUUUCCACACGCCUGCUUCGUGUCAAGGGGAUCGACUUCCAUCCUUCGGAACCAUGGAUCUUGACGACCCUUUAUGACGGGAAAAUCGAGAUUUGGUCAUAUGCCACCAACACUCUUGUCAAGUCCAUUCAAGUGACCAACUUGCCUGUACGUACCGGUAAGUUUAUUGCCCGUAAGAACUGGAUUGUUGUGGGGUCUGACGACUAUCAAGUGCGUGUGUACAACUACUCCACUGGUGAAAAAGUUGCUCAAUUCGAGGCUCAUCCAGAUUAUAUUCGUGGUAUUGCUGUCCAUCCACUGAAACCAUACGUUCUUACCUGUUCUGAUGAUCUCACCAUCAAGCUCUGGAAUUGGGAUCAAAACUGGAGGUUGGAACAAGUGUUUGAAGGCCAUCAACAUUAUGUUAUGGCGGUUAACUUCAACCCUAAGGAUCCAAGUACAUUUGCCUCUGCUUGUUUGGAUCGUACCGUCAAGGUUUGGUCCUUGGGUCUGUCUCAACCUAACUUCACCUUGGUUGCCCAUGCCCAAAAGAAGGGGGUCAACUGGGUCGAUUACUACCCACAAGCUGAUAAACCAUACAUGAUUACCACUUCUGAUGAUAAAACUAUUAAGGUUUGGGAUUAUCAAACUAAAUCUUGUGUCGCCACUUUAGAAGGUCACAUGGCUAAUGUUUCAUUUGCCAUUUUCCAUCCUGAAUUACCAAUCAUUUUAUCUGGUUCUGAAGAUGGUACUGUUAAGUUUUGGAACUCCAACACUUUUAAAUUGGAAAAAUCUGUCAAUUAUGGCUUGGCUAGAGUAUGGUGUGUUGGUCUUUUGCUGAAAUCUAAUGUGGUUGCAGUUGGUUGUGACUCUGGGUUUGCCAUCUUGAAAUUGGGUAAUGAAGAACCAUUGUUCUCUAUGGAUUCAAACAAUAAAUUGAUUUAUGGUAAAAAUUCUGAAAUAUUUCAACUGGUUAUAAAACCAAACUCUACUGAAGGUUUGAAAGAUGGUGAACAAUUACAAUUACAACAAAGAGAUUUGGGACUGAUUGAAAUCUAUCCACAAUCUUUAAGACAUUCUCCAAAUGGUCGUUAUGCUACCGUUUGUGGUGAUGGUGAAUACAUUGUAUACACCGCCUUGUCAUGGAGAUCCAAGAGUUAUGGCCGUGCCUUGGACUUUGUUUGGAACACUCAUGAUUUCUCAAACGCAUGUUCUUUUGCCAUUAGAGAAUCCUCCACUUCUGUCAAAAUCCUUAAAAACUUUGAAGAACAACAUACCAUUGAUUUAAUUUAUCAAGCCGAUAAGAUCUUUGCUGGUGCUCUCUUGGGUAUCAAGCUGGAAGGUUGUAUUUCCUUUUACGAUUGGACUCAUGGUAAACUUGUAAGAAGAGUUGAUUUGGAUGAUGAUAUCCAAGAUGUUAUUUGGUCUGAUAACGGUGAACUUUUAGCCAUUUUAACUUCUUCUGGCUCAUCAUCCGCUGCCAAUGGUGAAUCCUCAUUAGUAGCAAAGAAAAAUGAUGAAACUUAUUUCUUGAGUUAUGAUCAAAACAUUUUCGAAGAUGCUCUUGCACAAGGUACCGUUGAUGUAGAAGAAGGAGUUGAAGAUACCUUUGACGUCUUAUACACUCUUCCUACCACAGAAGCUAUCUUAUCUGGUAAGUUCAUUGGUGAUGUAUUUGUUUACACCACAGCCACUUCAAACCGUUUGAACUAUUUUGUUGGUGGAGAAGUUAUUAAUUUGGGGCAUUUCGAUCAUAAGUAUUACAUUGUUGGGUACCGUGCUGGUCAAGAUGGUAAAUUAUACUUGAUUGAUAAACUGUUCAACGUUGUUUCAUGGUUUGUUAACGCUGAAGUUUUGGAAUUACAAACUUUAGUCAUGCGUGGAGAUCUUGAACAAUUCGCUACAAAGGAACUUUUGGAUGAAGAAACUGGAGAACAAGUACCAGAUUUAGGAUCUAUUCUGAUUGAAUCUUUAUCAGAAGAAUAUUCCAAACAACUUUCAGGAUUCAGCAAGACAGAAUCCAAUCAAUUAUCUAGAUUCUUUGAAAAAUUGGGAUAUUUGUCAUUAUCUUACUCAUUAUCACAAGACUUUGACUCAAAGUUCCAAAUAUCUCUUUCUACAAACAAUUUGAAACAAGCAUAUGAACUUCUUUCUGAAAAUCAAAAGGAUAAUGCGUCUUUGGCAGUAGCCAAUGCAGUCAAGUGGAAGAAAUUGGCCACUUUGGCUAUGGCCAAAUGGCAAAUCAAGUUGGCACAAGAUUGCUACUGGUUAGCUAAUGACUAUGCGUCCUUGUUGUUGUUAUUAUCAUCCACCAACAAUCAAACUGAAUUGACUAAAUUGGCAGAAGCUAGUGAAGCCAAGGGUAAAUAUAACAUAGCAUGGCAAGCAUGGUGGUUGACAGGAAAUACCGAUAAGUGCUUUGACUUGUUGGUAAAGAGUGACAGAUUAACUGAAGCUGCCUUCUUUGGUGUUAACUACGGUGCUGACAAGGCCAAAUCAAUUGAAGCAGUUAAGGCCUGGAAGGCUAAAUUGGUCUCCAAGAAGAAGUCGGCCGUUGCAGACAGAUUGAUUGAACAAUUUGAAGGUUUGCAACUUAAUGGCUCUGCUGAAGAACAAUUGAUUGAUCUUCACGAAACCCCAAUAGAGAAGAAGGAAGAAGAAGAAGAAGAAGCAACCACAACGGUCGAGGAAGAAGAAAAAGAAGUAGAACAAGAAGAAACUGAGAAAAUAGUUGAAGAAGACGCUUAGAAGUAUGUUGUAAAAAUCUGCAAUAGAUUCGUGCAUUCUGUUAUUAUGUAUCGUAUGUACAUAUGAGUUCCAAAUAAAAUAUUACAUGGUAGUUUUUUAUAGUAGAA
This is a messenger RNA of [Candida] anglica, 2898 nucleotides long. Lineage: Eukaryota; Fungi; Ascomycota; Pichiomycetes; Serinales; Debaryomycetaceae. The record is from the annotation of a GenBank genome assembly.